AGGUAAUUCAUCAUGUGGGCAUACAUCCACUUUUUUUUAUUUUCCAAACAGUAACACUACAUCUAUUAAGCAAGUCAUGACAUCUUUGUAACCGAUCUUAACCCUAGCGAAGAAUACAAAACCGUUUGUAGCCAUUUACUUUUUUUUCCGAGCUAUGUGAUUUGGGGGACAGUAAACGGAAUUUCGCUUAUUUUGUGGUCAUGCUGUAUUGUUUCACCUAGGCUGUCUUGGCUGGCAUGUCUCCUGAUCUGAUCAUGGAUAUUUGCAGCCGAGGUUUGUUGUUCUACGUCCAUCAAUUAUCACAAGAUGUAUCCGUUAGCUCUGUCAUGAUAAAGAGCGCAAAUGAUCGUUGUAAAGAAGCUGAACGUCGUACCGGGGUGUUGGAACAAGAAGUAUCUGCGAACUUUGCUGGGUUACAGGAUAAGAAUCGUGCGUUACAACAAGAACAGAACAUGGCUAGAACGAAGGUCCACGAGCUCUCUCGUUUGUUGCAAGAAAAAAACCGCCAAUUUCAAAAACUUCAGUCAAUGUACGAGAUGCAAAAACGCAAAAAUCUCGAUUCUAUUGUGCAAAAGAAUUACCUGAUAGGCGCAUCUAAACCACAAUCAGCAUCAUCAGUGGCUGCAAUAUGUCAUCCGACAUUUGCAGAGUUCGGUUCCAUUCCUUUCGCCACAUUUCAUAGUGAGCGCAUACCUCAGCAGUUUCCAAACUUGCCAUAUCCAGCUCCCGUGGCUGUCAAUACUCAUACUCGUCAUGACACUCGACCCAUUGACCAAUUCAAUUCCAUAGGUGCAACGGAAAUGCAGCAGAACCGAGUAUUUGUUCCACACACAGGCCGACCAGCCGACAUUUUCCGUCAUGCUAAACAUGCCAAUCGAGAGUGGGGCUGAAGUUCAAGCUGCAAUUCCGUUGGUCUACUGCCAUAUCGUAUGUACUGUGAUGACAUAUGGAUAGAUCAUACAAGAUGAGAUUCGCUGCUUUCACAUGGUACUUGCGUUAAAGAUGCUUUCAAUGUACAUCAAGCCCGUCAUAUGCAAUACAGGGAUUUACCGCCGUUAAAGCGUUUAGAUAAAUAACAAAUGCUUUCUUUAUUGGAAUGAGACUCUCUUUAAGCAAAGUCUUCUUCAGGUGGAAUGGUCUCUUUGGGAUGCUUAGCCUGAAAAUGAGGGAUAUGUAGAUUAAUGCCUUGAGCUAGGUUGGGAAGCUCAGUGAAUAUUAAAGGUAGGAAUAUAGUUAGCGUACCUCCAUAUGCUGUUGAAUUAGUUUAUAGUUUGCCACUGGAGUAAGGCACUUGGGGCACUUCAU
Molecule: messenger RNA, 1305 nt
Organism: Umbelopsis ramanniana AG
Lineage: Eukaryota; Fungi; Mucoromycota; Umbelopsidomycetes; Umbelopsidales; Umbelopsidaceae
Exons: 5
Coding region: 237-890 (217 amino acids)
Biological process (GO): reciprocal meiotic recombination
Cellular component (GO): synaptonemal complex
Molecular function (GO): ubiquitin protein ligase activity
Source: RefSeq, a predicted model, not a curated record